Molecule: messenger RNA, 5117 nt
Organism: Pectinophora gossypiella (pink bollworm)
Lineage: Eukaryota; Metazoa; Arthropoda; Insecta; Lepidoptera; Gelechiidae
Gene: elg1
Product: ATPase family AAA domain-containing protein 5
Exons: 3
Coding region: 227-4012 (1261 amino acids)
Cellular component (GO): nucleus
Molecular function (GO): ATP hydrolysis activity; DNA clamp unloader activity; ATP binding
Source: RefSeq, a predicted model, not a curated record
UUGGUAGGUGAUGGUAAUCGUAAGAAUGCCGCCAAUUUGAUGUUUUACGUAAAUAAUGCGAUUAUAUCACGGGAAACUUGUGUAACACUUGAAAUUAGUAAAGGAUUAUUUUCCUAGUUCGUGUACAAACAAUACCACAGUGAAGAGACGACGAAAUCAUUAUAAAAGUGGUAAUGUUUAAUGCACAAUUUGGCAUCUUUCGGUGUGGGAAUAUGCAUGGAAAGUUAUGUCAACUUUGAUAGCACCAACUAUUUUUGAAGAAGACUUAAAAGUAAAAAAAGGUAUCAUAAUCUCAGAUAAACACAACAAUAAUACUCGACAUGUAUUGAAGUGUAAACACAGCUUCAAACCCAAGUGUGAUAAAGCACUUAAAAGGAAGUUACGUAAAUAUAAAUUGAGGAAAAAUGGAGAGGAAGACCCAGAAGUAAUAGAUGUGUCCCACAUUUUCCUAUCUUGUCUAAAAAUAAAAUCACCCAGUAAAUCUACAAAAAGUUCAGAAAGUGUUUAUAACAUUGAAGAAUUAAGGCCAAGAAAUUACCUAUUUAAAAUGGGUAGAAGAAAGCAAAAGAUCAAAUCUGAUAGUUCAGAACCCGUAGUAGAAAAUUGUAAAGUUAAUGAGAAGGAUCAGAUCUCUGUGACACCUGAAGGACAAGAAAAAAAGCAAACAAAUGCUUUUAAGUUACUGAUGGAUUCUAGAAAUAAAAGCAUUGGAAGCAAUUCUCCAGGUAAGGAGAAAAUUUGUGAUCCAUCUGAACAGCAGGAUAUCAUAGAAAAGAAAAACAUCAAGGUAAAAAGAAAUUUAGCAUUACAAAAAAUGGCAGAAGCAAAAGGUGCUCUGAAAAAGAAGGAAUUAGAAGAAUACCAAGAAAAGUGUAUUAAUAGAAAAAUGGAAAAGAGAGCAGAGAGACUAAAAAGCAUGAUUGCAAGCAAAAAACCAAAUGAGAGUAAGAAUGAAAAGGAAGUAAACAUAGAUAGUACUAAACAAGUAACAGAAGUAGUGGAAAUCUUAAAUCACGACUCAAAAUCAAAUAACAGCAAGAAAAGUAAGUCAAAGUCUUUACAGUUAGUGGACAUUUUCCAAGAUGUCAUCAAAUCUAGAAAUAUUAGCCCAGAUAAAAAGGUUAUACCUAAAGAAGACGAUGAAUUUCUAAAAAAAUUGUCUCCAUCUAUCAAGAAGAAAGAAAAUAUGCUUUGCUAUUUUAGGAAACUUGAAAAAAAGUCAGACACUUCUUUAGAUGUAGAUGAUGGUGGAGAGAAUACUAGUGAAGUUAUAAAAGUGAAAAUAAGUGUUAAAAGCCAGAAAAGAAUGAAAAAGAAAAAGUUAAGUUUAAGUAAAGAGCCUGCAAAUGAGAUUCUGAAAGAUCACAAUGUAUUAGAUACUAUUAACAAUGAAGUGGAAAUUGAGAGUCACGUCCCUAAUGGUCUUGCUAAUGAAAAUAGUAGCAGUGAGAGGAAAAAACGUAAACGCAAAGAGAAUUUAGCAGAAAUAGAAAUAGAUAAAUCUGAAACUGUAGCAUCUAAAAACCCAGUAAAAACAGAAGAAACAAGACCAAAAAGGAAUAUAAAGAGACCAGUUAAAUAUGUAGAUGAUGUGCAACUAUCUAGUUCAGAUGAUGAGCUGCACAUUUUCACACCGAAAAAAAGAAAACAUUGUGAAAAUAAAUCUAAACAUAAGGAAAUAUCCAAUGAAAUUAUUGUGUCUGAUGAAGAUUCUGAGACCAUUUCUAAACCUAGGAAACCGUCAAAAAAUUUAGAGCAAGAAGAGAAAACACAAAAGAAGGCAACUAAAUUAGCACCUAUAUUUGUUUGCAAACCACAGCUCAAUCCAGAACAAAUUGAAGCUAAACAGAAAUUUCUUUACAGUGGAGUUCCAGAUCAAAUAAAAAAAGUCAUCGCUCAACAGAAAAAUUUGCAUAUAGAGACAAGCAAUGAUUUUCCAACAGUGGUACAUGUUCAGCAAAAAGUUAAACCUACAAUUCUUACGUCAGUUGCAUCACUGCCUGAUUUACCCGAAAAUAACUAUGAUGAAGUUAUAUUUGCCGAAGAUGAUGCCAGUUUAUUCACAAAAUUGAUUGUUCCUUCUCAAACAGACAUUUGUAUCAAUACUACUCUGCCUUUCAAAGUUAACACAACUGGACUUUUGCAAAAUAUAAAAGAGCGAUAUCCCAAGUUUCCAGUGUACCGCACUUUCCGUUUAUUAAAAAGCAAAAGUAAAGGCGAAUUUAAAGAAUGUACCAUACCAGAGCUGGAUAACAGCAUAGAAGUAAUAAAUGGAGUUACAGAUAUUUCAAAUGAGAACCCAGAUUACUUAAACUGGACAGACAAGUUUAAAGCAACAUCUAGUAAACAUUUAAUUGGGAAUUUUGAAAGUAUAAAGGAGAUCAAAAAAUGGUUGCAAUCAUGGACUGAAAAUGAAACUAAGCGUAAGAAUACACUUGCAAGCUCAGAUUCCUCUGAUUUUUAUGAUUCUGAUUCAAAUAGUAAAGACAACAUUAGGUCAUUAAACAAUUUACUUUUGUUAACUGGUCCAGUAGGUUGUGGAAAAACAAGUGCUGUUUAUGCGGUAGCUACAGAAUUAGCUAUAAAAGUAAUAGAGGUGAAUGCCAGCAGCAAGAGAACUGGCAAAGUGAUGUUACAGGAUCUACAAGAAGCAACACAAUCACAUAAGGUUAACAGAGCAGGAAUAGAUAAUUCGCAAAAGUUACAGGAUGUCACUGAGACAAUAACUACAAAAGUUAACAAAAGGGGACGGCCAAAGAAAGCAGGGUCAUUGCAGAUAUCAAGUAGUAAAGAGGAAUCACUGAGUCAACAAACUUCUAGCCAAGAGAGCACUAGAACUGGGAUGUCUUUAAUAUUGGUUGAUGAUGCUGAUAUAGUGUUUGAGCAAGAUGAUGGUUUCUCUUCAGCCAUUGCUCAAUUGACACAAACAUCGAAACGACCCGUAAUUUUAGUUACGAGAACGUUGGCUUAUCCGCAUUUGCAAAAAUUUGUACAAUGUGGAAAAAUCAUAAACAUGCACCCCUUGUCGCCAAGAAUGCUAGGAACUUGGUUAGACAUCAUGUGUGUAGUCGACACUGGUACAUGCUGGACAGGAUUAGGAGCUAAGGUUUUAGAUUAUUUUAAAGGCGAUAUAAGGAAGUCUAUAAAUUUCUUGCAGUUUUACGUAACUUCUUUUGCACAAGACUGCCUUCAACCAGAUGAGGCUACUUCUCAAAAUAGCGAAUUUAAAUCGAGUCUUGAUGAUGAGAACUCAAACAUAUCAUGGGCAGAUAGUGACGAAAAUCAAAACUCUGGCGAACUUUCUAACGAGGCGUGGAGAUGCUUUUUUGGUAAACAAAUGAAUUUGCGACAUCUUAGAUAUCCUUUGGAUUUACUGAAUGCGUGGUGGAGUGUACCUACCCUAUUGAAUGAGACAUUUAAUGGUCAACGUCAGCGUGCCGCUAAUACUGAUGAAUUGAAGAGGACAUCAGAAUUAGAAUCAAUUGUUAGUGUAAUAGACGCAUUUUCAUUUUCGGACUAUUAUAGCAGCAAAAAUCCAAAUACACAUUGUAACAUUACUUCUGAACCAUGGUACACUUCGGAAAGCGAUAGCAUGUCUGAAAACGAGAACUUGGAGAAUUAUAGCAAACACCAUGAAGUUACUAAUGAUAUCAUUCAAGAUAUCAUAACAGGGUAUAUUGAUAAGGCACAGACAUCCCUGCAGUGUGAAAGAAACGCAAUAUUGGAUUUUCCUGACAUGGCAGCCCAAAGGGAAAAGGAUCGGAUAGUCUCGCGGCAUGACUAUUUGACGACAAUUCUAAACCCAUCUGCAAUUUUAGACAGAAGAGGAUUAGCACUCGACUAUUGGUCAGCGUGUCGAUCAAUUUGCAGAACAGAGAAGAUGAAAGUAGACAUAGUUUCGAAAAGACACAACAGAUUCUGCCACUACCUCAAAUCCAUGAAUUCAAUGGGUAGAAAUGAUGCAUUCGACAGUCUUGCUGAUAGUUUAAACUUUAGAGGUAAGGAUGAAUAGUAUAAUUUAUAAAAUUAAGCAAUUUGUAAUUAUCAUGGGUAGCCAUUUGUGGAUUUGUAGCCUGUGUUUAAAGUAAAUUAAUUAAUUGUUUCAUUGACAUGUAAUAUCUCGACUCGAUGUAUUGCGAUGGCCAAUUUGUCAAUGUUUUGAACAUUACGUUUUUUUUUUUCUGGAAUGCUAUUUUGACUCCAGCUAGAAUUAAUUAUUUGUUUACUAAAUAAGAAUUAGGGAAACAGUUAAAAAAAGGAAAAUCUAUUGCAUUUUAAUACAAGUAUUAGUUAACUACACAUUGAAAUCAGCCAAAAUAACUUGUACUCUGCACUACAACGUUACUUAUGUCUUAAUUUAUUCACCUCACGAGUUACGAAAAUUGUUUAGUUACAAGAUUAGUUUUGAAAACAAGGCUUCUUUUUCAUGUAUUAUUAUGUUAAAUUCUAUAACAAAACAAAAGGAAAAGAAUCAUUUGGGAUCAAAAUUCAUCACAUGUUACGUCACACUAAAGAUACUGGCUAGUAAGUUUUAUUAAAGGCCUGUGCCCACUACAUUUUAUCGUACUAGGACCGUGUUAGGCACGGCCCGGCGCGUGCCUGACGCUACUAUGCCCACAGCAACGCCCAAAGCAACAAAUAUUCUCACUGGGAAUUCUGGCUGCUCCGUACAAGUCACGCUACGGUGUUGGUCGAUGACGCGACGGUCUACUGGGCGUUGCGCCAUUCAAAUUCAUACAAAGAAUAUCUUUUUACCUGUACUGGGACGCAUGCGGUGUAGUGGGCACGGACCUUAAAGUAUUAACGACGCGAUGGAUUCGUUAUGUAGCUAAGAUCAUAUUUUCGGAACCUAUAUUUAUAAUUUUCUGAUAAAUCAUCCUUAUCUACUUUAUGUCCUUUCGCGUGAAAACCUAUUUACAGCGCAUGUUAUCACGCCCUUAUUUAUUACUUUGAACAUGUCCUUCUUGUGUCUUUUAAGGUGUUUUGGCACAAAUAUAUGCUUAGUGUACUGCAUUGUAAUAGUUCGUUGUUAAUAUUUUUUAUCAGUUUUUUGAGUAAAGAUUUUUAUUUUUCAUUGACUUGAGUGUGGGACAUUAAAUAUAUUACGACCAAAUAAA